Messenger RNA from Motacilla alba alba, 11213 nucleotides. It is a transcript of the gene PIK3CA, whose product is annotated as phosphatidylinositol-4,5-bisphosphate 3-kinase catalytic subunit alpha. The record is from RefSeq and is a predicted model, not a curated record. Gene Ontology annotation, molecular function: 1-phosphatidylinositol-3-kinase activity; 1-phosphatidylinositol-4-phosphate 3-kinase activity. Bases 378 to 3584 code for a protein of 1068 amino acids. Lineage: Eukaryota; Metazoa; Chordata; Aves; Passeriformes; Motacillidae. The transcript has 21 exons. Gene Ontology annotation, cellular component: phosphatidylinositol 3-kinase complex, class IA; cytoplasm; plasma membrane. Gene Ontology annotation, biological process: phosphatidylinositol-mediated signaling; cell migration; phosphatidylinositol-3-phosphate biosynthetic process.
AACUGCAUGUGAAAGCUGACAUUGAAACCAUUAAUAUUUGCAGCGAGGAGCAGAGUAAGGCUUUGUGGUGUGCUGUGAGUUCCUGAUGUUCCCAUAAAACAAUGUUUUUCAGCCAUAUGAAAUAGAGUAUUAAACAAAAAUAUGUGACGAAAGGAAAACUUUAUUUCUGUGGGUACAAAAUGGCAUGUUGCUCUGAUUUUGUUGGCAAACUUUAAAGCUUUUGAUUUAAACAGCUUGAAAGAAUUUGGGUGCUGCUCACUGACCUUCAGAGAUCACAGCCUACUGAGGAGGAGCAGCACAGAGCCAGGUGGAAAGGUUUACACAUACAAAUCACUGCUUGAAGAGCUUGAAGUACAAAGUUACCCCAAGACUUAAAAAUGCCUCCACGGCCAUCAUCUGGUGAACUAUGGGGCAUCCACUUGAUGCCCCCCAGGAUCCUGGUGGAGUGUCUCCUCCCCAAUGGAAUGAUAGUGACUCUAGAAUGCCUCCGUGAGGCCACCUUACUGACUAUUAAACAUGAACUCUUUAAAGAAGCAAGGAAGUACCCUCUCUAUCAGCUCCUUCAAGAUGAAUCUUCUUACAUUUUUGUAAGUGUUACACAGGAAGCAGAGAGAGAAGAGUUUUUCGAUGAAACACGGAGACUUUGUGACCUGCGACUGUUCCAGCCUUUCCUGAAAGUUAUUGAACCAGUAGGUAACAGAGAAGAAAAGAUUCUUAAUAGAGAAAUAGGUUUUGCUAUUGGCAUGCCUGUCUGUGAGUUUGACAUGGUCAAGGAUCCAGAAGUACAAGACUUCAGAAGAAACAUUCUGAACGUGUGUAAAGAAGCCGUGGAUCUGCGAGAUGCCAAUGCCCCACACAGCAGAGCACUCUAUGUCUAUCCUCCAAAUGUAGAGUCCUCAGCUGAACUCCCCAAACACAUAUACAACAAACUAGACAAAGGGCAAAUUAUAGUGGUGAUUUGGGUAAUAGUCUCACCAAACAAUGAUAAGCAGAAAUACACCUUAAAAAUCAAUCAUGACUGUGUGCCUGAGCAAGUUAUUGCUGAAGCAAUUAGGAAGAAAACUCGAAGUAUGUUGCUGUCAUCUGAACAACUGAAACUUUGUGUCUUGGAGUACCAGGGCAAAUAUAUUUUAAAAGUCUGUGGCUGUGAUGAAUACUUGCUAGAAAAAUGUCCACUGAGCCAGUAUAAGUACAUCAGGAGCUGCAUCAUGCUUGGCCGCAUGCCCAACCUGAUGCUGAUGGCCAAGGAGAGCCUGUACACACAGCUGCCCCUGGACACCUUCACCAUGCCCUCCUACUCCAGGCGCAUCUCCACCGCCACGCCCUACAUGAACGGAGAGGCCACCACCAAAUCCCUCUGGACUAUCAACAGUGCCCUCAGAAUAAGGAUCCUCUGUGCUACCUAUGUGAAUGUGAACAUUAGAGACAUAGACAAGAUCUAUGUUAGGACAGGUAUCUACCAUGGAGGAGAACCUUUGUGUGACAAUGUGAAUACUCAGAGGGUACCUUGUUCUAAUCCCAGGUGGAAUGAGUGGCUGCUGUAUGACAUGUACAUUCCUGACCUGCCCCGCGCUGCCCGGCUCUGCCUGUCCAUCUGCUCCGUCAAAGGCCGGAAGGGGGCUAAGGAGGAGCACUGUCCAUUGGCUUGGGGAAAUAUAAACAUGUUCGAUUACACAGACACUCUGGUAUCUGGGAAAAUGGCUUUGAAUCUUUGGGCAGUACCUCAUGGGCUGGAGGAUUUGUUGAAUCCUAUUGGUGUUACUGGAUCAAAUCCAAAUAAGGAAACUCCAUGCUUAGAGCUGGAAUUUGAUUGGUUUAGCAACCCUGUGAAGUUUCCAGAUAUGACAGUGAUUGAAGAACAUGCAAAUUGGACAAUUUCACGGGAACUGGGAUUCAACUACAGCUAUGCAGGGCAGAGUAACAGAAUAGCUCGGGAUAGUGAAUUAACAGAGAGUGACAAGGAGCAACUGCGAGCCAUUUGUACCCGAGACCCCUUGUCUGAAAUCACUGAGCAAGAGAAGGACUUCCUCUGGAGACACAGACACUAUUGUGUGAAUACUCCAGAAAUUCUACCCAAAUUACUUUUGUCUGUCAAGUGGAAUUCUAGAGAUGAAGUGGCCCAGAUGUACUGCUUGGUAAAGGAUUGGCCCUCAAUCAAGCCAGAGCAGGCCAUGGAGCUGCUGGACUGCAAUUACCCAGACCCCAUGGUGCGAGCUUUCGCAGUUCGGUGUCUGGAGAAGUCCCUGACAGAUGACAAACUGUCUCAGUACCUAAUCCAGCUGGUACAGGUUCUGAAAUAUGAGCAGUAUUUAGAUAACCAGCUUGUGAGAUUUUUACUCAAGAAGGCACUGACCAAUCAAAGGAUAGGACACUUCUUCUUUUGGCAUUUAAAGUCUGAAAUGCACAACAAAACUGUCAGUCAGAGGUUUGGUUUACUUCUGGAGUCCUACUGUCGAGCUUGUGGAAUGUACCUGAAGCACCUGAGCAGGCAGGUGGAGGCCAUGGAGAAGUUGAUUAACCUCACAGAUAUUCUCAAGCAGGAAAAGAAGGAUGAGACCCAGAAGGUACAGAUGAAGUUUCUUGUUGAACAAAUGAGACGGCCAGAUUUCAUGGACGCCUUGCAAGGUUUUAUCUCUCCUCUUAAUCCUGCCCAUCAACUGGGAAACCUUCGGCUUGAGGAGUGCAGGAUAAUGUCAUCUGCAAAAAGGCCGCUGUGGUUGAACUGGGAAAACCCAGAUAUUAUGUCUGAAUUGUUAUUUCAGAACAAUGAGAUAAUAUUUAAAAAUGGAGAUGACUUGCGUCAGGACAUGCUGACACUUCAGAUAAUUCGAAUUAUGGAAAACAUCUGGCAAAAUCAGGGUCUUGAUCUUCGGAUGUUGCCCUAUGGUUGUUUGUCGAUCGGGGACUGCGUGGGACUCAUCGAGGUGGUCAGGAGCUCUCACACCAUCAUGCAGAUUCAGUGUAAAGGAGGCUUAAAAGGAGCACUGCAGUUCAACAGCCAUACAUUGCACCAGUGGCUCAAGGACAAGAACAAAGGAGACAUGUAUGAUGCAGCUAUUGACCUGUUUACACGUUCUUGUGCUGGCUACUGUGUUGCCACCUUUAUCCUGGGCAUUGGUGAUCGCCACAACAGUAACAUCAUGGUCAAAGAUGAUGGACAGCUGUUUCACAUUGACUUUGGGCACUUCCUCGAUCACAAGAAGAAAAAAUUUGGUUACAAAAGAGAGCGUGUGCCAUUUGUCUUAACACAAGACUUCUUAAUAGUGAUUAGUAAAGGAGCCCAAGAAUGUACCAAAACGAGGGAGUUUGAAAGGUUUCAGGAGAUGUGCUAUAAGGCUUACCUAGCAAUUCGGCAGCAUGCCAAUCUCUUCAUCAAUCUUUUCUCCAUGAUGCUUGGCUCAGGAAUGCCAGAACUGCAGUCCUUUGAUGAUAUUGCAUACAUUCGAAAGACCCUUGCAUUGGACAAAACUGAGCAGGAGGCUCUUGAAUACUUCAUGAAGCAAAUGAAUGAUGCUCACCAUGGUGGCUGGACAACAAAAAUGGACUGGAUCUUCCACACAAUAAAGCAACACGCUUUGAACUGAACUGACAGCAAAGAAAACAAGAACUGAUACCCAGCUUUGUGGGUACUGCACUGUUAAUACCCGUUAGCAGCAAAGACUGGUUGCAUAGGAAUUGCACAAACCAUGAACAACAUUAGAAUUUAUGGCAAGAAAAGAGAUGAAUUGUUCAGACAACUGUUGGAAAAUAAUGUAAAACAGGGUUUCAGAUAGCACUAAAAUUAAUACACUUCAAAAAUUAAGCUUUAGUACGAUGUGUGCAGGGACCUCGACAAAUGAGAGAGAUGGGCAAUCACCAAGGGUAUGAAGUUUAAAAAGGGCAAGUGCCAGAUUCUGCACCUGCCAUGGGGCAGUCCUGGUUGUGUGUAUGGACUGGGGAAUGAGAGGCUGGGCAGCAGCUGUGGAAAGGGACCUGGGGGUCCUGGUCGAUGGCAAGUUGAACAUGAGCCAUCAGUGCCCUGCAGCCAGGAGGGCCACCUGUGUCCUGGGGGCAUCAGGCACAGCACGGCCACCUGGGCAAGGGAGGGCAUUGGCCCGCUCUGCUUCGCACUGGGGUGCCCUCACCUUGAAUAUUGUGGGCAGUUUUGGGUGCCACAGUCUAAAAAGAUAUUAAGCUAUUGGAGAGUGUCCACAGGAGGGCCACAAGGAUGGUGAGGGGUCUGGAGGGGAAGCUGUAUGGGGAGCAGCUGAGGUCACUUGGUCUGGUCAGCCUGGAGAAGAGGAGACAGCUCAGACUUCAUCGAGGUCUGCACCUUCCUCACGAGGGGAAGUGGAGGGGCAGGUACCAAUCUCCUCUCUCCGGUGACCAGUGACAGGACUUGAGGAAAUGGCAUGGAGUGGAGUCAGGGGAGGUUUAGGUUGGAUAUUACAAAAAGGUUUUUCACCCAGAGGGUGGUUGGGCACUGAACAGGCUCCCAGGGAAGUGGUCACAGCCCUGAGCCUGACAGAGUUCAAGGAGUGUUUGGACAAGGCUCUCAGGCACAGGGUGUGAUUCCUGGGGUGUCUGUGCAGGGCCAGGAGUUGGACUCAGUGAUCCUUGUGGGUCCCUUCCAACUCAGCGUAUUCUAUGAUUCGAUGAUUCAUGUUAUGCCUUAAGCUCAAAAAGGUAAACUUGGAAGAAUGUUUCCUUUUCUCAUUUGAUAGGAUAAAUUAGAAGGAAAAUAAAAUAGUGCUAGUGUGAGCGUAAGAGUCCAUCACAUCUUACCUUAGAUCUGGUACAGCAGGUGGAGACUAUGCUAGAUUGUGAAGAAUGGAAAGAGAAUUCAAGUGAUAGCAAAUACUUAAAUGCAGCAUAGUUUAAAGAGAAGGAGUUUGAAGCUCAAAGAUCUAAAAACAUUAGUGAGAGGACAGUGCCUUUUAAAUGUGCUCAGAGGCAUUAACAUUUGUGGGGUUUGGGUAGCCCUUUGAUUUCUGGGUCCGUCAUCUGCACAGUUUCUGAAAGCAGUAGGAAAUAGGCCCACUCAGUAUGGUGUUUCUUCUGCUCAGUAUUUCUAGGGGUGCAAUUCAUACUUUCACAAAGAAACUCCCUAUCAUCCCCAAAAACUGACUAACCUGGAAAUUGAAUGGUCAGAAUUGGGUUUAGUGCAACAGAGAGCUGUAGUGUUCAUCUUAGGUUUGUUUUAAUCUAACUUGAACUGAAUAGAUUUUUUUCAUACAUGUUUUCCAGAACCUAAAGAAAGGUGAGUUAUUAAAAUUAUUGAAAGAUUAUUUUUUUAUAAAGGCUAUUUAUAUAAUAGGAACUAUUAUUAAUAUAUAUUCUUUAUUUACAUGAUUUGUCCAAUAUUAACUCUCUUAAUUUUGCAACCCAGUUCUAUCUGUCCAAGACUCCCGUUUUCAUUAAUGUCACUGAAGGUGACCAGACAUACUCCUAGGACCAAAUUCAGCCCUAGUGAAAGAGGACACAAGUACCAGUGAACUAGUGGGAAUAUACCCAUUAAAGCCAAAAGUGAACUUGGCCUAAGUCUCUGAAAAAUUUUUGGGAAUCAGUCUUCACAUUACUGAAAUGGUAUGCUGGCUAUUUCAAGAAUGCUCAUUUAAACCCUCAAAAUUUGGGUCUACCAUUUCUCCUCUUUCUUCCUCCUGUGGAAGUGGUUGUUGAAUCCAGUAAGAUACAUCAGAAAUAGUAAUUUAGAUCUUCAAUAUGAUCAAUAAUUAGCAGUUCAGCAGACAGAUAUUUUGGCUAGCUCAAAGCAUGUGGAGUUACCAAACAUUUUAUAGCUUUGUCUGUUUUGUGCGUGUGUGUAAUAUAUAUUUGUAAAUCUAGUUGUUGUCCUUUAACACAAUUACAAUGUGUGCAAUCAAUGAAAUUGGCACCACGUUUUGAAACUGUUCAGAGUACCGAGGAUUUCAGAUUGCCCUUAUGCACAACUUCAGGUAGGACUGGUUUUCUAAUUCAUAAACAGGUUUUUUUUUAAAGUUAGCAAAGCCCAUAAUAGUUCUGCGGAUGAUGUUCACCCUCAUUUUAAACUUGCUAGAUUGGCAGCACUUGAAUUCCAAAGGUUUGGGGCUUUUGGGGGUUCAGCUUGUUCACUCGCAAACACGCACCGAGGUGCCACUCAGAAAGUGCAAUACCACGUGUAAUAUAAAAUAUGCUGACAGUUGGUGUUAGACUAGAAUAUAAGCAUAUAAAUAAACUGUACUUCGUGCAGGCUGUACUGAUGAGGUAAUGAGUGGUUGGCUUCAUUUAGCAAAUUGUAAUAUAUUAAAAAUGUGCAAUCAAUUACGUUAUGAAAGACUUUGGGGAUUGUAAAGCCAAGGCCUUGGUGUUUCAAGACACUUUCAAAGUCAGCAUCCUGCAGCUGAUUACUGCAUGCAUGGAUACUCGAUGUUGUGGGGGGAAACCCGGUUUUGUGAAAACUACAGGAGCUCUGAGAAUAGUAUGGGAAAUGUGAAGUUUUAUUUCCUUAAUUCUACGAAAUAUUUUGGAGUAGUCCAAUAGACUUCCCAUUGCUCUUUUUAUUGACUGUUACAUAUUCCUUUUUGUUCAUAUGAAUAUUUUAACUCCUGCUAAGCUUGGUUGUACUUUCUAGGGCAAAGUUACCCUUGUAUCUAUUACUUUUCAGUCAACAUACAAUAAUGGUUUAGCUCUCAAAAUGGGUUAGUUUCAGUUUAAGUUUAGUUCACAAAAUCUGAAACCCUGUUGGCUAUGAUUCUUAAUUUAACUGAGUAAAAGUGUUGCACAGACAUCACAUUAGGUGCUAUAUUAUCCAUAUUUAUCUGGUGUUGAAACAAUGCUUUACCUCGUUUAUGCAAGAAAUGGUCAGCCUUUUCCAGCCUGGGUGAAAAGAUCAACUCAAAUUUAUUGGAUGUUAUGAGGCCACAUUUAUUUGUACUUUGCCCCUUCCUAGCCCUUCUGUAAAUAUGAGUAUAAAUGUCUUUCAGUUCAAGCACAGUAUUCUGCUCCCUUUUUGCCCAGACAGAGGUGUGAGGAGUCAGGCUCUGUUUCUAGAAGUUACUGCAAUUAAAUGUUGUGCAUAAGCUGUGGAAGUUACUAUAAGAAUCAAAUAGUAAAAGAAAGGAAACCUCAGAGUGGUGCAGACAUAAUACAGUUUGGGGUAAUUGUAGCCUUUCAACAAAACUUUUUAACAAGUAGGAGAAGCUCCUGGGCUUUACCCAGUUCUUUGCAUAACCAGGAUGGGCAUUUGAAAAACAUUCUUCCAGUGUUUCACAGAAAACAACAAUCCUUUUCUCAGCUUCAAAGGGUUGAACCCUAAUUACUGUAUCCUGCCACAGCAGUUCCGUGCUGAUGUAACUUCACUGAGGAUAGAGGAGGCACUGUUUGCUUACCCUGGUGCAAAUGAGAGGAUGUCAUCUGCUCCCCGUAUCAGAGAGAAGAUCUGCUUACAGACUUGUAACUGAGUCCUAGAUUUUUACAGAAGUAGCCUGGAAUUCGGCUUAUUUUUAACUAUUCCCACUUCAUGGAGAUUUGAAAAUGCUCCCUUUGCUCUAGGAAUCAGAUGCACAAAAUACUAAAGUAGUUUAUUUUGGGCUUGAAGUGAAUCUGGGCACCUUGCUCCUGCAGAACUUCCUUGUAAGACUGCCAGAGCAAGGAGCCCAGGACUGGGCCAUGUGUUUUAUCACAAAGCAUUAGGAAAUGGUGCUUUAGUGAAAUAAAAUUUAAAAUCAGUCACUUUUUCAGCUGUGAAACUGUGUUAGAUGUAAUGACAGAACAGGCUGCUGCAUAUUAGUUUUACUUAGAAUUACAUUCAUUGCUUUCCUAAACAUAGCAGAAGUACCUGUACUGAUUUUAUAUAUACAUACUUCUUUGUCUGAAAGGGUGCAUUAGUAGUUUUUUCAUAGUUGAAACAGACUUCCAGUAUAAUUUGAAUUUUUUUUAAAAAAGGCUUUUAAACAAAAGCAAAAUGGUAGGUGAUUUGGCAUCUUGUGGAAAAGAUAUAAGCCUGCAUAUUGAGGACAAUAGAGAAAUUACCAGGUUUAUAAGAAUUUUGUAUGUGAUGACCCUGCUGUUGGUGGUUUGGCGAGUUGUUUGUGGGUUUUUAUGCCAACUUUCCUUUUUCUGUAAAGUAUUAAAUGCCCUUUAGUGGUCAGUAGCCCAUGUUUGUUGACAAUUUGAAGGUAUUGUCUUUGCUUUGUCAUUAUAUAACUGGCAUGUUCAAAUGUCUGUUCUUAAUAGUAAUUAUGAAUUCCUCCUGUUUUGCAUGUCUGUACAGGUUGCAGACCUGGGCUGGACCCAUUCAAAAAACAAAUAUCAGAAAAGCCACUUGAAAUUACUAUUUUUGUUGAUGUCUUUGACAUCUCGAAAAUACUUCAAGUUAAUGAAAAUGGUGUGGUAUUACAGAAAGAAUUGUGACUUGCUGCUUCUAGGAUUUUUUUUAACUUCUUUCACUUGUUUUAGUUUUACUUGAAUGGAAGAACCACACUUGUUUUUUAAAAACACUAUAUAGCUGUGGAUGUUGUUGCAGAUUGUUGAAUCCCAAUUUAAUUUUGCAAUACAUGUUUCAUACAAAUAAUGAAUUUGCAUCUUUUUAUUUUGUGCUGGAAGUUGUCUCAGUUUAGGUAAGGCUCUGUCUGUCCAAAAUGAUGUGUAGCUCACCACCCCUGCAGCUGGUGUUGGUGCAGGGUUCUUUGUUCAGUUUUACCUUUUUUUCACAUCUGUGUUAAUGAAGGGAAGCCAACUGGAAACUGGCUAUAGAAGUUCUCUAUUUGCAUACACUAACCAAACCCAUAGGUGCUCUUCUCUUUGAGAAAUUCUGAUUUCACUUUAUGCUGAUACAACACUCACUGCAUCAGAAUUGCUCUGGAUUCACAACAGCAUAUGGAAUCAGAGUUAGGCUGUAUGUAUAUCAGAUUAUUUAUUCCUAUGAUUCAGUAUGAAAGGUUCUCAUAAGGAGAGGAAUGUUUAGUAGCAGCCCAGUUAAACACUUAAUAAUUUUACUUUGAAAUAGUCAUUAUUAACAAAGUAGUCUUUUCAGCUCUCCAAAAGUACAGUAAUCUUGUCUACAGUUUGUUUCAUUCUUGACAUUUCAAUAUUUUUGUUCCUUGCUAGCUUAAACGUUUCCUCUUCCUACUCUUUUGUAGCAUACAGACUUGUUGAACCCACACUCAGGAAAAAUCACUGUUCUUCAUUUGCCAUACAGUGUUCUGGACAUGUGAGCUUUAUGGGAUAGACUCUGCAAAGUCUGAGGUCUUGCUGUGUUAGGGCUCCUGACUCAAAGCCAAAGGUGAAUCCCUCUGUCCCUUCUCUUCUCUCUCCAACACCCCUCUGGGACAUGCCCAGAGCAUAAGAACAUCAUAAAAUAUUUGUAAGAGAAGAUCAAUUGAAGCAAUGUUCUGCCUGUACUUUGAAGUUAGUGUCCCCACUGCUUUGUGUAUGUGUGUUUUAAGUGUCCUUACUGUCACUUCUGUAUGUGAUGCAAUAUUCCUGCAGCAGAAGGAAGGCAAAAAAUACACUACUCUGUCUUGAUCUUUUUGAAAUUCUGAGGCCUGAUUCCCAGUAGUUCUUAUACUGCUUCAGGGGCCUUUCAGUUCAGUGUAACUGCAUACAUUUUGUUAGGCUCCUGUUCCAGUUAUAAAAUUAAUCACAACUAAACCUGACUUAAUUGUAUUGCUGAAGUUACUGAAAGUCUAAUUCAGGCAGAAGCUGUUUUUUGAAAGAAUCUUUAUGUCUGUUGUAGUUUAGUUAAUUCUUGUGAGCCAAAAUAUGGAUAUUCAUAGUUGGAAUCUCAUUCUGCCUUGUUUCUUUAACUAUUUUUAAUCUAUUUUCAGGCUUUAUUAAUAAUUUUCUAUAUCCUAAAUUAUCAACUGCCCCAGGCUGUCCAAAAUUGUCUUACUGUUUCAUUUGGGGCUGGGGAAAGAAAAGGAAUAGAUUAAUCUUCUUGUCUUAUAGCAGCUGUGGUCCAAAUUCUCCAUUUCUCAUGUGAAGAUAAACGUGUAAUUCAUUAUCUGGGAGUAUCAUCCUUUCUCUUUGCACCUCCUAAAGUUUUAACUGUGAAUAUCCACUACACUAUGAAAAUCUACUUGCCUGGUGGAGAAAAGGGCUUUAAAUAUAUAUGGCUGCAGUCUGAAGUGCUGGAUUCUUGGGUUUGAAAUUUUGUAAGUAUUGUUGUCAUUGUAAAUGGCAACACAUCUGCAGAAUUUUCACAGAACCACUCAGGUUGUCAUUUAGCCCAGACACCCUGUUCAAAGCAGGGUCAGCAACAGAACAGGAUGCCCAGGACAUUGCCUAGCUGGGUUUAGAGUCUGUCUGAGAAAGAGGGACCCACAGUCAAUUUUUUUUUUUCAUAAUGUUUAUAUGAAAUAUCUUCUAUUUCAUUGCCUGUUGUCCUUUCAGUGGGCACUGAGAAAAGCCUUGCCUGUCUUUAUUCCUCCCUAUCAAGUAUUUAUGCACACUGACCAGAUGCCCCCUGGGCUUUCUCUUUGACCAGGACACCAAUCCCAGCCCUCUCAGCCUCCUCUCCUUUUGUAGCCCUUCAUGGAUCCAUUCCAGCACAUCCAGGUCAGGUUUGUGCUGGGAGCCCCAGUGCUCCAGGUGUGGCCUCACCAGUGCUGAGUGAGGGCCGGGGGAAGGCUCACCUCCCUUGACCUGCUCCUCCUGAGCCAGCCCAGCAUCCUGUUGGCAUUUUGGGUAAAAACAGAGCCCAGGAGGGCGUCAGCUCUCCAUGCUUCUGUGUAACUUCAUUGAAGCUGGGAGCAGUUGCCUGUCUGCAUCAAAGGGAAAGUAAAAAACCCCCACCAGUGCUUCAAUUAUCUUUUAAAAAUGAGACAAUUACAUUUGAAAUAACCACUACUGGGGCAGGGGGGGAUGUUGCCAUGUGUGUGUCAUUCUGUGAUAAAGGUCUGUGGUAAAGUAGGUAGAAAGCAAGACAUUUUUAGUAUUAAUGGGCCAAAAAGUAUUUAAGAUGCAGCAAGAUGCAUGUGUUGUCAUACUGAGAAUAGUCUUGCAGUACUUUAAAUAAAAAAAACCCACAACCCCUUUUUUAACCCUUCUGCUGUGCUACUCAAAUAACAAAAGUUUGGCCUAUGAUACUUAUUGUAGUUCAUGUUCAUGGGAAACUGUAAAAAGUCUGCUUUUUAUUUAUCUUCGCGGUCUGUAUCAUGCUGUUUAUUAAAAAAACCUACUUUUGUUUGGUUUUUAUCACACUUUUGAGUGUUAAUGUAUAUACUAACAACUAAAUUAAAAUGAUAUGGUUGGUA